Molecule: messenger RNA, 786 nt
Organism: Thelazia callipaeda (thelaziosis nematode)
Lineage: Eukaryota; Metazoa; Nematoda; Chromadorea; Rhabditida; Thelaziidae
Source: the annotation of a GenBank genome assembly
AUGUCAAAAGCUUCCCAGGUGCUCAUGAUUGAGCCUUCACAUGAACUCACCUUUAAAGGCCCUUUUAAUGAUGUGGUUACUUGUGAUAUGAGGCUUACGAAUCCCACUGAUCGCCCAGUUUGUUUUAAAGUGAAGACAACAGCUCCAAAACAGUACUGUGUUCGACCAAAUUCUGGUUUACUUGCUCCGGGAGAGACAUGGAAUGUAGCAGUCAUGCUUCAGCCUUUUGAUUCUAUCGGGAACAUAGAAUUGGAGCACUCAAAACAUAAAUUCAUGGUACAAAGCCUUUAUGCACCAUCGUGUGAUUCUUCGUUAGACGAUAUUUGGAAAAAUGCACAGUCUUCGGAGCUUAUGGACUCUAAGUUGCGAGUUGUAUUUGAAAAUCCUCCGACUAUGGAAUUUACAAGAGACAGGACACCACCACGGGUGUCGUCAGAAUCAAAGUCUUAUAUAGCUGGCCCCGUUACGGAUAUGGAUGCUGAGAUGCGUCGUGUAACUGAAGAGAAAAAUAAGGCAGAAGCUGCGAAGGCCAACUUAGAAAGAGAUAACAAAAGCCUUAAAAUCCGACUUGCUGAGCUUGAAGCAAUUCCGCAAGUUACGGGUAUUCAGAUAUCAAAAAGCGGAUUUGAAUUGCUUCAUGUAAGUUUUACAGCUUGGAAAAUAUUACGGUUUCAAGUUUAUAAGUUUUUGCAUAUUUAUCAUUACUUUGAAAAAAAACUAUUUUUAAAUAUUUGGAUUUGUUUGCAUAAUUUUUCUGAACGAGGGUCAAGGUAUGCAUUAAAAUGA